AUGGAGCAGAAUUGUGUUGACGGAUUUUGUUUCUAUAGGAAUUGGACUCGCUCCAACGAUUACUGUUUGAAUCUGGUAAAUAACAGCAAUAACCACACAAAGCGACGACGGUCUCACGAUCCACUAAUUCAAAUCGCAUACAACGACAACCAGUCGAACGAGCAGCUUCUUCCGAACACGACGGUCGUAGUGGCAUGUCUCUGCGAUUGUUUUUAAAGGAGUGACAGCAGGAACAGUCGGUGGAUAUGCGAUUGUAUUAUACUCUACUGGCAAAAAUAAAAGUAACAACCACGCAAACCGACGACGGUCUCACGAUCCACUGAUUCGAAUUGUACACAAC
Messenger RNA from Zychaea mexicana, 340 nucleotides. RefSeq lists its product as uncharacterized. The record is from RefSeq and is a predicted model, not a curated record. Bases 1 to 216 code for a protein of 71 amino acids. NCBI's taxonomy places the organism in Eukaryota, Fungi, Mucoromycota, Mucoromycetes, Mucorales, Lichtheimiaceae. The transcript is spliced from 2 exons.